Acipenser ruthenus (sterlet) is the source of this 5208-nucleotide messenger RNA. Its product is annotated as ras-related protein Rab-3C. The coding region runs from base 133 to 819 and encodes 228 amino acids. The record is from RefSeq and is a predicted model, not a curated record. Gene Ontology annotation, biological process: protein localization to plasma membrane; protein secretion; regulation of exocytosis. The transcript has 5 exons. NCBI's taxonomy places the organism in Eukaryota, Metazoa, Chordata, Actinopteri, Acipenseriformes, Acipenseridae. Gene Ontology annotation, molecular function: GTPase activity; GTP binding. Gene Ontology annotation, cellular component: plasma membrane; synaptic vesicle; endosome.
GCUUGGCUUGCGAGAAAGGGACAGCUCUGGUGCUGAUUUGCAGAGAGGGUCGGGAGCUAGUGAAAGAGCAUUUGGCAAGUAUAGUAUUAAUAGCAUUGUUACAGAAUCUUGGGAAGAGUAAAGACCGACAUCAUGAGACACGAAGCAACAGUGCAGAUGGCUGCUGCUCAAGACACUAAAUUUAGCCAGAAGGAGUCAUCUGAUCAGAACUUUGAUUACAUGUUCAAACUGUUAAUUAUUGGCAAUAGCAGCGUAGGAAAAACAUCUUUUCUUUUCCGUUAUGCUGACGAUGCCUUUACUUCUGCAUUUGUAAGCACCGUUGGCAUCGAUUUCAAAGUCAAAACUGUCUACAAGAACGAAAAAAGAAUUAAACUACAAAUAUGGGACACAGCAGGUCAAGAGAGGUACCGAACAAUUACAACAGCAUACUACCGAGGCGCAAUGGGAUUUCUUUUAAUGUACGACAUAACCAAUGAAGAAUCCUUCAAUGCUGUGCAGGACUGGUCCACCCAGAUCAAAACCUACUCCUGGGACAACGCACAGGUGAUACUGGCUGGUAACAAAUGUGACAUGGAAGAUGAAAGAGUCAUCUCCACUGAGAGGGGCAAGCAGUUAGCAGAACAGCUUGGAUUUGAAUUCUUUGAAACUAGCGCAAAGGACAACAUAAACGUUAAACAGACAUUUGAGCAGCUUGUGGACAUCAUCUGUGACAGGAUGUCAGAGAGUUUAGAAACCAACCCUGCUGUGACCGCUGGGAAACCGAACACAAAGCUAACAGAAAACCCUCCUCCGCUACAAGAACCUAACUGUGGCUGUUAGGAACUGCUAGCAGCUCAGAGGCAGUGGUAAUGUGUGCCGUUGCCAAGAUAUGAAAAUCCUUAGAUUUUAGUCUUUGAAAUUUUCAUUUAUCCAUAUCUUAAUAAACGAUAAAGAAAUAAAAGUUGUAUUUUGCUGUUAUGUACAGAGUACUGUUCUCUGGAAAUGUCUUGUUUUAGUGCACUUAAUGGAGCAAUCAACAAAACUACUCAAGCUGAUUGUACAUACACUAAGAAGUAUUUUUCAGUGGUAAUAUGUUGAUUUACAUAUAAAAAAAAAUCAUAUAUGUAUUUAUUGUUUUGACUAUGACAUCAGUAAAUAGGUAGACUACCAAAUUAUUUACCAGUUGGUGACGUUUGUCACUUACAGGCAGUGGUAAGUUUCAAAGUAAAGCCAAUAUAGAUAAGUUUAAUAAAUUUAGGUUACUCCAUUAACGUUCAUGGAAUACUGUAGUUUUCUGCACAAAAAAUAAUGGCCAAAUAAGUAACAAACCCAUAGAGGGGCGAGUGGGUUGUUUAAGGCCGUCCUCAUGAGUGAACUAAACACAGCACUCCAUGUACGUAUUCUCUUUAUAUAUCAAUAUAUGGGACAUACAUUAUUUUUUUUAAGCCUACAUUAAGCAGCUCAUUUUGAGAAAUGACUUUCCUUAUGUAAAGUCACAUACACUCAGUGAUGUUUGUCGUUGGAUAUGAAAGAAUGCAAGACAGAUUCCAAAUGAGAACCGAAAAAGGUUGUGCACUCUGUAGCUAGAUCUUGAAACACUUGUAUUAACACACGUGCACACACUUUCUUAUAUAUAUAUAUAUAUAUAUAUAUAUAUAUAUAUAUAUAUAUAUAUAUAUAUAUAUAUAUAUAUAAAUUCAGAGUUCUGGCAAACAGUCAAAUCUGCAAGAUAUACUUUGAUCUGCACGUUAACCUCAAUUUCCAAGUGUGUUGAGUAAACCAAAAGCAGACACAUAGGGCUCUACUUAACAAAACAAGUGCAGAGGGAGACGCACUUUUCUAAAAGGAAUACAACAAUUUUAACUGAUUAAAACUAACAUGUUUAGCAUGUUUCUUGCUAGUUUUAUAUCAUUCAAAUAGUUUUAUUACAGGUAAUUAGCCCUUGGGUUUGCUUGCCCCUAAUGUUAAUACAUGUUAGUAUGCUGCCUGGAUUGGAACAGCCUUGUUGGUCUGCAGUGUAUUGUGUGAUUCAGAUCAAGCAUCAGAAUGUGCUCGAGAAGCAAGCUCAGAUCUCCCAAUACAGGAGGUGCCAAAUAAUCAAAUCCCUCCCUGGGUGAAAGAUGUCUGUGUGUUCACAUAUACAAACUCCACCUGUUUGUAUAUUUGUAGCAGUUGUACCUAGUUCACCAGAAAAAAACUGAAUGAAUUCAGCAUAACUGUUCUUUUACAUUUUAAAAUGCACAGGCAAAUAUACCACAUGAUAAAUAACUUUCAUUUAUCAACAUUGACAAAAAAGCAGUGUGGGACUAUUUUCUGGCAACCGAAUGAUGUAUUAUAUAUUCUGCUGGAUCGAGAAAAAUGAUUUUCUAGCUCUGAACUUGUCUGAUCAUCCGCUUUAGGCUCUGGUGCAAGAGUUUUUGAUUAUACACUGCAGUAUUCCAGGCUUGAUUUACUGAGGUCUUCUCUCUCCAUGACAACAAUAUAUUGCCUUUCCCUUUCUAUUAUUUUUUUUAAACGCUUAAUGUGGCUUGCUUGUUUACUGCAGUGCCCUGUGUGUGAGUUUAUGUAUGUAUCUGACCUUUGUUAAUGUGAUUGGUACUUGGGCUCAAACACUGCUGAGUUCUCAGCUACUGUUCCGUUUGGUUGUGUUGUAACUCAAUGCACUGCAAAAUAUAAACUACCUGAAAAAUGUGUGGCCUUUUAGCAGCCUAAUAUCUGAAUGUAUUAAAUAGUAUUCACAGUCUCUACAUUUCUGCAGGUUUUUUUUUUUAUUAUUAUUCGUUUACACUACAGCUUUCUAAAAAGACACUAGCUCACUGUUUUUUUUUUUUUUUUUUUAUAGAAGAUAACCUUUUGGGAGACAGAAAAAGACUAUUGUUAAGCAUUCAUUCAGCCAUACUUUAACUUCGCCAAAAAUAAAUGUAAAGCAUUUUCUAAAAACCCCACUGUUUUAAAUCUCUACUCUUAUUUGGUAUUAUGCAUUUGCCAGUAUAUUGGUGAAUAUGGGCCUGAGGUCCCAAUGUUGGUAAUGGGUUUACUUUUUUUAAUACUAUGAACAAAUGCAAUAUACUUUACUAUUUUUUUUUGCUGGACAUUUCUCUUUAACUGCCUGUCUUUGUUAACUGGUGAGUAUUUAUUUUGAGUGCAUUUCUCUUCAUAGAUGAUUUUCUUAACAUUAGACCCACACCUUGAAAGUAACAAUGAUGCAUUUGAAGAACAACAACUACUGAAAACACCUAGCUUUGUCUGGUUUUUUUUGCACAAUGCUGUCAGACUUUGUAGCCCGCAAACCCAAAUUCAUUUCUGUGCAAUCCUGUUAAUUCUGUUUCUCGUCUCUUUACAAGCAUGUUUGCUGAAAAGAUUAGCACACACAUGUACCAGCUUUAAUACAGACAUGACCAUGCAGAUUCAUUUACUAAAAAUAUGAUUAUAUUUACUAAAAAUAUGAUUAUAUUUCAUUCACAGUUUUAGUAAAACCAAAAAUCAGUUUUUAAUUAAAUAGGCAGCUGAAAAAAAAAACAAACUGUUUAAUGGUACACACAUUUCAGAAAUAAAUUCCAAUUUUAAGAAUGUUACCAUAAAUGGUUUUACUGGCAGACAGUCUGUCGUGUUUGUGUGAAAUGAAACUUUGAGAAUGGGCAUAAGUUUUGAGUGUAUGGUCUUAAAUGUUGCAUGAAAUAUUAAAUAAGAAUAAAUGACUUUUUUUAUAGUUUGUGCAACCUCAGUUCUGAGGUGCAAUGGGCCAAGACGUGCAAGAUUUAAUGAGCUGUUCCCUGUAUAUAAUCUGGUGUAACCAUGUAUAUCUGCUGUAAUUGUGUGAUAUUGUGACUGCCAGUGUGACAACAUAAUUAGAGUUUGGUUUGGUUUGUUGUGUAAUAUUGUACCGUUAAACAACGCAUUGCAGGCUUAUACGCUUGACAGCCUGGUGCUAAAAAUAGCAGCAUCAGGUUUUUUUUUUUUUUUUUUCUAAUUAUAUGCUUGUGGCUUCUCAUUAGUUUCUGUGAAGUCAAGUUUGCAGCCCUGCAAUCAAUAUUAUGUAUUGUGGGUGAAAUAAAAUGUGUGCUUCUACACAAACUAUAUCAAAUUAAUUCAGACAUUUCCAGUGUUGUACUUUUGAUGUAUGUCGCUGUAAUAGAAGUGAAUACUGUAGUACGAUAGUAUACUCUUCAGGGUAAUAAAUUAGCCCUUUUUAAAAAUGAUCAUUUGAAUGAAUCUUUACAAAUGCAUCUGUGAAUGUCACCAUGCUGGAACUGUAGAAUCUCACCUGGAGGGUCAUUUCAGCAGCGUUACUGCAAGCCAAAAUACACAUGAAGUGGACAAUGCAAAGAGUAAUCAAAUAUUAUGAUGGGUCUUAAAUGCGGGUUCAUUCCUCUGAAUGUUUGUAGCAGAACUGCAUAUAUGCUUUUGAUUUCCUUUUAUGGUAACAUUAAGUGAAAACACUACAACACGUUCGGCUAGAUUCUCAGUGAGAAACUGAUCCUGAAUCAAGCCAGUGAAACGCUACCUAUUUGCAGAUGUUAAAGUUAACUGCUAGCUUCCACUGGCUUCUGAUCAUGCUUUUGGGCACCCAAAUAAGUGAAAUGAAAAAAAAACAACUACUUACUAUAUGACGUAAUUGUUAUGCACAGCAACAAUGAGUUAAAAUAUAAGGUUUUGCAUCUUGUCAAGUUUUCACUGUGUGUGAUGUAGUGAAUGCCAAGUUAGUUCUUUCUGCUUACAUCAUUGCCUGUCUCCAGAGUUUUCCAAGAAAUAAACUUGCAGCUGAUUUUAAGUCAAGUUGUAUCCUUGACUUUUUAAGGCACAAUGAAGCACUAACAGAUAAUAGUGCCGACUGGAGAACACCUCUUAAUACCUUAUCAACAGCUGCAAUGAACACUAAGUGAUGUUUGUGUACCUUUUUUAUUUUUUACAGUAUUAUUGGUAAAUGCUAUUUUGAAUAUUAGAUGUAGCUAAACUGGUUAAACAGAAUAAUAAUAAAAGGUGGUGCAUUUCAAACCCUGAUGUUAUAGUGGCAAUGGCGAUAUUAAACAGCUGUUUCACAAAUAUAUGUAUGUCUUUCUAAUAUAACCCUAUGGACCUAAACUAACGAUAUAUCAUUGUGCACAGUUUUAUUCUAGUUAUCUUGUAUGGAUUAUAUUAGAACUGGGUAUUUUGUUUGUAUGUGAAUUAUGGACAACAACAAAAAAGUGUUUUUGAGAUGAUAAUAAAUAUACAGCUUGUAUUAAUGGA